AAACCCCUGCACUACGGGACCCUCCUGGGCAGCAGAGCUUGUGUCCACAUGGCAGCAGCUGCCUGGGGCAGUGGGUUUCUCCAUGCUCUGCUGCAAACGGCCAAUACAUUUUCCCUGCCCCUCUGCCAGGGCAAUGCCCUGGACCAGUUCUUCUGUGAAAUCCCCCAGAUCCUCAAGCUCACCUGCUCACACUCAGACUACCUCAGGGAAGUUGGGCUUCUUGUAUUAGGUUGUUUUUUAACUCUUGUGUGUUUUGUGUUCAUCGUGCUGUCCUAUGUGCAGAUCUUCAGGGCCGUGCUGAGGAUCCCCUCUGAGCAGGGACGGCACAAAGCCUUUUCCACGUGCCUCCCUCACCUGGCCGUGGUCUCCCUGCUUGUCAGCACUGCCAUGUUUGCCUAUCUCAAGCCCCCCUCCAUCUCCUCACCAUCUCUGGAUCUGGUGGUGGCAGUUCUGUACUCGGUGGUGCCUCCAGCCGUGAACCCCCUCAUC
Chroicocephalus ridibundus (black-headed gull) is the source of this 489-nucleotide messenger RNA. Its product is annotated as olfactory receptor 14J1-like. The annotation marks the transcript as partial. The transcript has a single exon. Gene Ontology annotation, biological process: G protein-coupled receptor signaling pathway; detection of chemical stimulus involved in sensory perception of smell. The record is from RefSeq and is a predicted model, not a curated record. Gene Ontology annotation, cellular component: plasma membrane. Gene Ontology annotation, molecular function: olfactory receptor activity. Lineage: Eukaryota; Metazoa; Chordata; Aves; Charadriiformes; Laridae.